AUGUUGACCAAUUGGAAUCUCCAGUUGAGGAGCACGCGGAAGUUGAUUCUGAGGAUGUUUUGCCCCGGUUUUCUCUUUGGUGGCUUUAAGCGAGGUUUAAGGAAAAUAGCCGAGAAUACCACCAUAGGCACGUACAGAAACCCGACGACUCUGUUUCCCCAGCCGAACCCGACGUUGUUAAUGAGUCCACGGAUUCCAAUGGGCCAGUACACACCCGCAACGCUGGCCCCUGCGGUGAUGAUUCCGGAUGCAGCAGCCUUACGCUUAUCAAAGUACUGGAACACCACUGCAGAACAUUGCACGUACAUGAGGCCAGAGCCUAAUCCAUACAUGACACCCUGUACCACGAAUAUCUGCCACGGUGCGUUGGUGAUCGACAGAAACAUGUACGAGAGACAUGCAAUGAACCCGCCAAUGGCAACCAUGGCUUGUGAUCCAAGAUAG
Messenger RNA from Ogataea philodendri, 444 nucleotides. RefSeq lists its product as uncharacterized. The record is from RefSeq and is a predicted model, not a curated record. NCBI's taxonomy places the organism in Eukaryota, Fungi, Ascomycota, Pichiomycetes, Pichiales, Pichiaceae. The coding region runs from base 1 to 444 and encodes 147 amino acids. The transcript has a single exon.